This is a messenger RNA of Propithecus coquereli (Coquerel's sifaka), 3289 nucleotides long. It is a transcript of the gene ZNF263, whose product is annotated as zinc finger protein 263. NCBI's taxonomy places the organism in Eukaryota, Metazoa, Chordata, Mammalia, Primates, Indriidae. Gene Ontology annotation, biological process: regulation of transcription by RNA polymerase II. The coding region runs from base 359 to 2413 and encodes 684 amino acids. The record is from RefSeq and is a predicted model, not a curated record. Gene Ontology annotation, molecular function: RNA polymerase II cis-regulatory region sequence-specific DNA binding; DNA-binding transcription factor activity, RNA polymerase II-specific. The transcript is spliced from 6 exons.
UCCCAAGCAGGCUCCGUUGGCUUGCGAACGCCUAACUCGCGCGCUGGGACUUCCGGCAUGGGAGCUGAGAGCUGCGAUUUGCGUGGGUCAGCUACGGUGGGGAGCGCGGCGUUCUGGUCUUGCCUCAGGGAAGUCUUGGCGCGGGUGGACCAGGGGGCCAGCGCAGUGGCGCCCGCGACUGACUGAGACCUCGGCCCCAGAGCCGGCUGCGCCCGGGCUGGAGCUGGGCUUCUCGGCUGGGCCUUGGAGUCCCGAGCGCGCAGCUCCUGCCGACGCCGUCCAUCCUUGCACGGGGCCCGGUGCGCCUUCCUAGGCGGGCGCAGCUGGUUUCGGAGCCAGAGCGUUCCGGGGCCUGACGAUGUCGUCGGGCCCGGGCUCCCAGGAACGGGAAGGGCUCCUGAUAGUGAAAUUGGAGGAGGACUGCGCCUGGAGCCAGGAGGUGCCCCCGCCUGACCCAGGACCGAGCCCAGAGGCCUCCCACCUGCGCUUCAGACGUUUCCGCUUCCAAGAGGCAGCUGGUCCCCGGGAAGCCCUCAGCCGGCUCCAGGAGCUCUGCCAUGGGUGGCUGCGGCCUGAGAUGCGCACCAAGGAGCAGAUUUUGGAGCUGCUGGUGCUGGAGCAGUUCCUGAUCAUUCUGCCCCAGGAGAUCCAGAGCAGGGUGCAGGAGCUGCAUCCGGAGAGCGGCGAAGAAGCGGUGACCCUUGUGGAGGAUAUGCAGAGAGAACUUGGGAGACUGAGACAACAGGUCACAAACCAUGGGCGGGAAACAGAAGUGCUUUUGGAGGAGCCUUUGCCUCUGGAAACAGCACGAGAGUCACCGAGCUUCAAGCUGGAGCCAAUGGAGACUGAGCGAAGCCCUGGCCCCAGGCUGCAAGAACUGCUAGGCCCCAGCCCCAAAAGGGACCCCCAGGCUGUAAAGGAGAGGGCAUUGUCUGCUCCCUGGCUUUCUCUCUUUCCUCCUGAAGGGAAAAUAGAAGACAAGGAAAUGACUGGGCCCCAGUUGCCUGAGAGCUUAGAGGACGUGGCAAUGUACAUCUCCCAGGAGGAGUGGGGGCAUCAGGAUCCUAGUAAGAGGGCCCUCUCCAGGGACACGGUGCAGGAGAGUUAUGAGAAUGUGGACUCACUGGAGUCUCACAUUCCCAGUCAGGGGGCCCCAGCCACCCGGGUGGAACACGGAGGAAAGCCAUGGGAUCCCAGUGGCCAGACUUGCAGGGAGGGCCUGAGCCCCGGCAGCCCAGCUCCAGGGGAAGAGAAAUUUGAGAACCCCGAAGAAAGUGCUCAUUCUGUUUCCCUUGAGAAUACCCACCCUCAGGCGCUGCUCCCUGGCCAGGCCGGAGGGGAGGUGCCCUGGAGUCCUGAGCAGGGAAGACCUCAUGGCAGGGCAGAAGGGGAUUCUCAGCGCCCCCCAGAGGAUCCAGUGGAGCCGUCUUUAGCAGGAGCCACAAGUUACAGGGAACUGGGGCGACCGAGGGAACUACAGCCGAAGAAACUCCAUUUAUGUCCCUUGUGUGGCAAAAAUUUCUCUAACAACUCAAAUCUAAUUAGGCACCAGAGAAUACAUGCAGCAGAAAGACUGUGUAUGGGUGUGGAGUGUGGUGACAUCUUCGGAGGGAACCCACACUUUCUGUCACUACACAGAGCACACCUGGGAGAAGAGGCCCAUAAGUGCCUCGAAUGUGGAAAAUGCUUCAGUCAGAAUACCCACUUGACUCGCCACCAGCGCACACACACGGGCGAGAAGCCCUAUCAGUGUAACAUAUGUGGAAAAAGCUUCUCUUGCAACUCCAACCUCCACAGGCACCAGAGAACACACACGGGGGAGAAGCCCUACAAGUGCCCCGAGUGUGGGGAGAUCUUUGCUCACAGUUCCAACCUCCUUCGGCACCAGAGAAUUCAUACCGGAGAGAGACCCUAUAAGUGUCCGGAGUGUGGGAAAAGUUUCUCUCGGAGUUCACAUCUUGUCAUUCACGAAAGAACUCAUGAGAAAGAGAGACUUUAUGCCUUCUCUGAGUGUGGGGGAGCCAUGAAUGACAGUGCCCCCUUUCUUACAAACCAUGGAGCCCACAAGGCAGAGAAGAAACUGUUUGAAUGUUUGACUUGUGGGAAAAGCUUCCGGCAGGGCAUGCACCUCACCAGACAUCAGAGAACGCACACAGGAGAGAAACCAUAUAAAUGUACCCUUUGUGGGGAAAACUUUUCUCAUAGAUCCAAUUUAAUCAGGCACCAGAGAAUUCACACUGGAGAAAAACCCUAUACCUGUCAUGAGUGUGGAGACAGUUUCUCUCACAGCUCCAAUCGGAUUCGUCACCUGAGAACCCACACGGGAGAGAGACCCUAUAAAUGUUCUGAAUGUGGAGAAAGCUUUUCUCGGAGUUCACGUCUUAUGAGUCAUCAGAGGACUCACACCGGUUAGAAACAAUGGGAUUUCUCUUUGCCCCAGAUAAGGUGGCAUAUUCAGAAGGUCCUGUUGUCAGAGCUGAGAUUCCUUGUCCAGCCAACCAAAUGACCUCUGCGUUUGUCAGGUAAUAACAUAAAGAGGAAAUGGGGGUCCAUUGUGAGGGAGGUGCGAAGGCAGCAAAGGAUUUGCAUACAACUGAAAAGGAGUUCUGUGUGCACUAGUGAGGUCUUUGAGGUGACCUGCUCAGGGCGGAAUUCUGUUAGGUCCAUCCUGUCCCAAGGUGCACACACCCUCUUGGUAUAUUUAGCCAAGGUGUGAUUUGGGUGCCUUACUGUGUCCAGUGUUUAUCCCAACUACUUUGGGUAUCCAUGUGAUCUUUCUGUUACUGCUUUCUUAAUUGGGACAUUCAGUUGGGAGCAUUUGGACUCCUGGGGCCCUUGAGACCAAAGAAGAGGGGCCAAGUCUCCUAGGAAACCAGCUGGAGGUCAACAAGAGACUGGUUGUGAGUUGCAGCUGUCCUGAAGGCCCUGGCUGGGUAGCCAUGGGCAGUCCAGGUCAAGCCACCACACGCCCCUCAAUGGCCUGACAGGGGUGCCCAUGGGCAGAUCACGCAUGCAAAUAUGACCUCAGACAAAAAGGAACCAGACUCCUAAGGGAAAGAAUAAUGUGUAAUAUGUAGGUCAGCCCAGAAAUGGGCAGGGGAAAUGAGUGUCUGAUUAGUUUACCGUUUGCAGAGAUUGAGACUUUCCCCUACCUGUGUCAAAAAAAAAAGAUAAACAGAGCUCUGGAGUCUUACUCCUGACUCCAGAGGAACAAAAGAGUUUCAUGAAAGAUGAAUUCCCUGGGAAACUUUGAAAAGGUGGAUCCUAGGAAAAUUAGGGAUGUGUCCUU